This is a messenger RNA of Marmota flaviventris (yellow-bellied marmot), 681 nucleotides long. It is a transcript of the gene Prop1, whose product is annotated as PROP paired-like homeobox 1. Gene Ontology annotation, cellular component: transcription regulator complex. NCBI's taxonomy places the organism in Eukaryota, Metazoa, Chordata, Mammalia, Rodentia, Sciuridae. Gene Ontology annotation, molecular function: RNA polymerase II cis-regulatory region sequence-specific DNA binding; DNA-binding transcription factor activity, RNA polymerase II-specific. Gene Ontology annotation, biological process: pituitary gland development; regulation of transcription by RNA polymerase II. The record is from RefSeq and is a predicted model, not a curated record.
AUGGAAGCUGAAGGGAGGAGCCAGCAGGGGAAGCAAAGGAAGGGGCGAAUUUGCAGCACCCUCUUACCUGAGAGAUACCCAGCUGCAGGGACUCUGACCUCCACAGUGGACAUGAGCACUCAGCCCUACAGAAGGCUCUCUGCCGUAGGAGUGGGGAGACCAAGACAUUCUCCACAAGAAGGACAGAGGGGUCACUUGCACUCCCGGCGCCGCCACCGUACCACCUUCAGCCCAGCACAGUUGGAGCAGCUGGAAUCAGCCUUUGGGAGGAAUCAGUACCCAGACAUCUGGGCCCGAGAGGGUCUCGCACGGGACACGGGCCUCAGUGAGGCCAGAAUACAGGUCUGGUUCCAGAACCGCAGAGCUAAGCAACGGAAGCAAGAAAGAUCAUUGCUCCAGCCACUGGCCCAUCUCUCGCCUGCCACCUUCUCUGGAUUCUUGCCAGAGUCCCCUGCUUGUCCCUAUUCCUACACAACACCACCUCCAACAGUAACCUGCUUCCCUCACCCCUAUAACCAUGCCCUUCCCUCACAACCCUCCACAGGUGGUUCAUUUUCUCUACCCCACCAGACUGAGGACUGGUAUGCCACUUUGCACCCAACAGCCACUGGUCAUCUGCCCUGUCCCCCACCUCCAUCUGUGCUCCCUCUCAGCCUUGAGCCACCAAAGUCCUGGAACUAG